AUGAACAAAAGUCGGAAAAAGAAACUAUACGAUUUAGAUGCUGUUUCAGUAAUUAAUGUUAUGGAGCAGGAAACCUUGAUUAAUGAUAAUAGUCGGCAACAGGGGAGUGAAGAUAUACCUGGAUCUGUGAAAGUUUCAGACAUCAAAAGUGUCGUUAUUGAACAGUUAACAAAAAAAAAAUUAAACGACGUUUCAGACAAAAAAAUACGAAAGAAAAAAUGUACCGGUGACGUUAAUAGUUAA
Messenger RNA from Parnassius apollo (apollo), 243 nucleotides. The record is from the annotation of a GenBank genome assembly. Lineage: Eukaryota; Metazoa; Arthropoda; Insecta; Lepidoptera; Papilionidae.